Molecule: messenger RNA, 2181 nt
Organism: Mus pahari (shrew mouse)
Lineage: Eukaryota; Metazoa; Chordata; Mammalia; Rodentia; Muridae
Gene: Diras1
Product: DIRAS family GTPase 1
Exons: 2
Coding region: 117-713 (198 amino acids)
Biological process (GO): signal transduction
Cellular component (GO): plasma membrane
Molecular function (GO): GTPase activity; GDP binding; GTP binding
Source: RefSeq, a predicted model, not a curated record
GGGACAUCGGGACUGCGGCGGCGCGGACAGCAGCGCAGCGGCGGGGACCACAGCGGCCCAGGGUCGGUCUGGGGUUCUAACAGCCGGCCCUGUCCUCCCAGCCGGCUUCGGGGAAGAUGCCAGAACAGAGCAAUGACUACCGUGUGGUCGUGUUCGGUGCAGGCGGCGUGGGCAAGAGCUCGCUGGUGCUCCGCUUUGUGAAGGGGACGUUUCGUGACACCUACAUCCCCACCAUAGAGGAUACGUACCGGCAGGUGAUCAGCUGUGACAAGAGCGUGUGCACACUGCAGAUCACAGACACCACCGGCAGCCACCAGUUCCCGGCCAUGCAGCGGCUGUCCAUCUCCAAGGGCCAUGCCUUCAUCCUGGUGUUCUCGGUGACCAGCAAGCAGUCGCUGGAUGAGCUGAGCCCCAUCUACAAGUUGAUCGUGCAGAUCAAGGGCAGCGUGGAGGACAUCCCCAUCAUGCUGGUGGGGAACAAGUGUGACGAGACGCAGCGGGAGGUGCACACACGCGAGGCACAGGCCGUGGCACAGGAGUGGAAAUGCGCCUUUAUGGAGACCUCAGCGAAGAUGAACUACAAUGUGAAGGAGCUGUUCCAGGAGCUGCUGACGCUCGAGACGCGCCGCAGCGUCAGCCUCAGCGUGGACGGCAAACGCUCCAGCAAGCAGAAGAGGGCUGAUCGCAUCAAGGGCAAGUGCGCGCUCAUGUGAGCCCGCCAGAGCCAGCUUGAGUCUCCCGGGCUCCUUCUCCCCUCCCUCCUCUCUCCUCUUAGUAUUCCUCUCCUCCCCACCCCUCCUCUCUCGCCUCUGCUCUUCCCUUCUUUGCUCCUGCUCCUCCCCCUCCUUCCUUCCUUUGCCUUGCCCCUCCCUCCUCUUCCCUCCAUCUCUCUUCCCUCUCCCUGUCCCCACCAGCCUACAGUAAGGUUGGGCUCCACCCCUGCCCCUUCACACCUCCAUAGCUUCAUCCUUUGCAGACCUCUCCCUCUAUAUCUCUCUGCCCCCACCCCCAAUCUAUCUGCACCCCACAACCACACACUGGAGGUUUGAUCCCUGUGGAUCUGAAAACAGGGACCCGGCUAAGGAACUGCUCGUCCCAGUCAGGGCCAGAGAGGCUCCCUUGCCUCUCCAUCUCUGUCCCUGUGUUCCCAGCCAUGCCCACUAUCCCUGUCCCUCACAUUCUAUCACUGUGACCUCUGGGGAGUGCCCAUUGACCUCAUCUUCCUUCACUAAUAUCUUAUUUCUUUCACCUGAUCCUGUCCUUUCCCUAUGACCUCUGACCUGUGGCCUUCCCUGGGUCCAGAACACCCCUGUCCUCUCCUGUCUGCACACCAGGGUGGAUGGGCCCGAGGGCUGGGCCUCAGGCACCAGGCAAUAAACACAGGGCCUGCAGCAAUGCCCUGGCCACUCCAAGUACCACCUCUGGAAUGGCAGACUCCCACAGCACAAGCCCAGGACUGUCCUUCAGGGGAGGCACACGGGAACCCUGAACCUGGAAUGUGGAGUGGCUGCCUGGACACUGCCCACCUGGACACCAGCCUUCUGCUGAGACAGAGACCUUGGCACAGUGGCCCCUUGACAGCCACCCCGACUGGGGGUUUGGGGUGCUGAGGAUGGGGUGCCCAGCUGAGAGUAUCAGCAAAGCCCCUGUGUGCGGUGAUGGGACCAGUGGCUGCUGCCCUAGGGCUCUGACAGAUCCUGAGCCCCUUUGCUGGUUACGUGUACCCCAGAGACUGUCCCCCAUGUCUGCCCUGAGUUACGGAGCCCCUGCGGUAUCUGCAAGACUGUCCAGGAGACUUGAGUGGCUCCUGGGCCUGUGCCCCACCCAUAGGAGGGUGACUUAGAAUUCUGUGUUCAUGUGCCUGUGUGUGUGGAUGGGUGUGUGUCUGUCUUGGGAUGGGGUGUUCUUGCACCACUUUGUGUUCUUAGUGAGACCACAGUGUAAGUGGCCAUGUGUGGAGGGGCACCUAGACAUUGUGGUAUGUCUGUGUGGCUCUGUGUUUUCAGGGUGGGUGACGCAGGCCUGUCUGACAGGCACCAGGUCCUGUUCCAGGCUGUGGGAAGCUGGCUCCUGGCUCAGAAGUGACAAAGCUGCAGUACAGAGGCCUCAGUGUGAGGUUAUGCCCUGACAGUGGCUGCAGACCAGGCUGUGGCUGGGCGAGCUGGGUCCUCGGGGGUGGGG